AUGGAGUGCCUUAUACGAACGCCACGCUACGAAGCCCUCCGCAGGGAGAAGACCGUAUUCAUCGUUCUACCCACCGAUCAGAGCGAAUCCGACGCCGACGCGGGCCGAGCUCCGACGCAAAGAACUCGUACGCGCGACGCGCAGGGGCUCGUGAACUACUACGAGCCGGCGGACGAGGUGACGGAUCGAAUGUGGAGGGAGAAACUUGGGAGGUUCAUCUACGACCACGUCGUGAAGCCAGACAUGGCGCGGCAGGGCACCAGACCCCGAUCGAACCCCGACAAAGUCUACCUCGCCAAUUUCCCUGCGAACUACACGUUCUGGGUGCAGAAGAAGGGCCACCCACACGACCCCCGCAAGGAUCAUUACCUUUAUGGUAAGCCACUUCCCCGCACCAUAAUAUCACCACUCGAACCCGGCAGCCCCAGCAAAAUCCUUUCCAGGAGGCAGAAGACCUCCCUAGCCCCUUCGUCAAAGGCGAGUGCCGCCGCGCGGGACGUGCUUAUGAAGUUCGCGCGCACAAACACCCCAGCGGCGCUUGCACGCGCGCUACCUAGCUAUGCGGAGGAUCCCAACCUACUCCCGACGCAGAGAUUCGAGACCGAGGACUCGUAUAUCGCCCGUGAGGCAUUGCGGAUUACGAGGACACGCUGCUGCUGGGAGAUCAUCAGGGAGGGUUUUGUCCGGCGAGACGGAAUCGCGGCUUCGUCGAGCCCGCGGAAGAAGCGAAGCCGGCGUACAGCGAGAAGUAAAGAUGCUGACGAGGACGGUCAAGCAGGCGACGACAGCGAACCGCCUGCCUCUGUCAGCGAACACGCCUGGGGUGUUCUGGGAUGGAUCCUAACACUCUUCGAGCGUGAUGAGGCAGAUGUAGAACGCACUGGGCAGGUGCGCUAUUCGCCUCUGCUGCUCGAGCAGAUCUCGCCGUCCCGUGACGAGCGUGCCCCACGGUGGGAGCUCGACAUGCCGCUUGACGUUGCGUUCUGCGCCCUGCAGCAAGACGGCGAAGGCAGGCGGUCCCUGGGCGUCCGGCUCUUAGCUCUGCUCAUCAACCUGGGAUCAACAACGCUCCUCGACUUUCCCAUGUUCCUCAAUGCCGCCUCGACACGCGUCUCCGGACUGAGCAUCGCUGCGCUCGAGCACCUGUUCGCCGCCCUGCCCGUCACGCGUACCACGGCGCAGUUCAAGGUUCACUUGUGUAGGAACGCCCUCGGGGGCAGCUCCACUGCUGCAAAGGGACGCGCGAAGCCCCAGGCGCGUGCACGUCCCCCACCCCGGCGUCGCAUACGGGCGGAGGCGACUGAGGCCUCUGCAACCGCGGAUGCGGUGGCCGUUUCCCAGGACGCCUCGACGGGCGGACAGGAACCUGGAGUGGCUUCGGUCGCGCGCAAGUAUCCUGCCAUUUCGACAUCCGACGUGCUGGAGCUCCUCACGCGUCCGAGUUUCUCGGAUUUCGGGUCCGCAUUGCAGGGCCUGUGUUUCAAGUCAGAGCUCGUCGUCAACUAUGGUCUAGUGCAGCAACAGGCGACGGAGGGCGACAAAGACGCGGCGUGGCCAGCGUCAGUCCGUGACGGUGGGUUACUCAAGGCGGUGGAGGAGGCUUUCGAUUCGGAGACCAUCAACGGGGUGAUAGACGCAGAGGACCAGGCUUACGUCCAGCGACGCAGGGCCGCCCUGCUUGCGAUUAUUUCGGUGUGGCAGCUGUAG
Trametes versicolor FP-101664 SS1 is the source of this 1707-nucleotide messenger RNA. RefSeq lists its product as uncharacterized. The record is from RefSeq and is a predicted model, not a curated record. Lineage: Eukaryota; Fungi; Basidiomycota; Agaricomycetes; Polyporales; Polyporaceae. The transcript is spliced from 5 exons. The coding region runs from base 1 to 1707 and encodes 568 amino acids.